This is a messenger RNA of Rhagoletis pomonella (apple maggot), 972 nucleotides long. Its product is annotated as putative nuclease HARBI1. The coding region runs from base 1 to 972 and encodes 323 amino acids. NCBI's taxonomy places the organism in Eukaryota, Metazoa, Arthropoda, Insecta, Diptera, Tephritidae. The transcript is spliced from 4 exons. The record is from RefSeq and is a predicted model, not a curated record.
AUGCGCUACAAAAGUGAUCCGUUUUCCAUGGAGGAUGUUAUAUUUUUGCAAAUGUUCCGGUUUCCAAAAUCCCUAUGUCGAGCGUUGAUACAAGAAUUGGAACCGAAUGAUGUUCAGAAGUCCGAUAUGCCCUUUACUCUUCGCUUCCUUGCUUGCUUGUAUUUCUACUCGCAUGGGUCUUAUCAAAAAUGUGUUGGGAAUAGCUAUUCCAUUUCAAUGAGCCAGGCAUCGGUUUCCUGCGCUCUGCACUUCAUAUCGAAGAUAAUCGUGGAUGUUAAGGCGGGUGAAGUGCGUUUUCCAUCAACUCUACAAGAGGUGGCAGAAGUUCUAUACAAAUUUGGAAUAAAGGGUACAAUCGGAGCAGUCGAUGGCACACACAUUGGGAUUAUAUCACCAACGACCACAGACGCCAGAACUCCCGUUUCUCUCUUUAUGAAUAGGAAGGGGUUUUAUAGCAUAAAUGUUGAGGCAGUCUGGGACCAUCGACUCGUGUUUACUGUAGUCAAUGCGAGAUAUCCAGGCUCUUGUCACGAUUCUGGCAUCUGGACCACAUCCCCAACACGAAUGCAUUUGAUGAGAAAUUACAGCACACAAAGUGAUUCGUGGCUGUUAGGCGAUCAGGGGUAUCCUUUGGAGCCUUGGCUUUUAACACCUGUGGCAGAGUCCUCACACUGUAGGGAAAUUAAGUACAACAAGAUGCACGCUAAAGCACGCAAUACCAUCGAAAGAGCUUUCGGUGUUUUGAAGUCGCGAUUUCGAUGCCUGUCGAAACACCGCAUAUUGAAUUAUAGCCCCGAAAGAGCUGCGACUAUUAUAUACGCUUGUACGAUUCUCCACAAUAUUCUUUUGAAGAAUGGCGUGGCUGCCGACCUUGGAUUCGAAGAAGUUGUAGAACUGGAAGAUUCCGAAGUUGUGAUCGAAGGUGUAGAAAAUUCAAAUGCAAGCGAGGGUGCAAGAUGGUCGAAAAAAUGA